Messenger RNA from Porites lobata, 11150 nucleotides. Lineage: Eukaryota; Metazoa; Cnidaria; Anthozoa; Scleractinia; Poritidae. The record is from the annotation of a GenBank genome assembly.
CUCGAAUUGUUUAACAAAUUCUGCAAAAUUCAUAGUGCUAGCUGCAUAGUAUUCCUCUGAGAUUCUUUCCGAUUUCUGGCUCAUGAAAAGUUUUCCUGACGCCACAACACGGGCGAGGUAUACAUUAUUCUGGUUAAAAAGUAUAAACAAACUAGUAAGGACGCUAAACUCAUCUUCACGGAUUGUAAUAGUAGAGAAUAUGGCGGAGUUGGAUAACACGUGUACGGUGCAGGUUAAGGAGGAGAAACUAUCUGAUAACUCUCCUGAGAAAGAGAUCAUCGGAACCUUGAAGAGACCACUGCAGGAUGACACUAAGAUAGAAGAUGAGGCUUUGAUCAAAAGAGUGAAAACUGAACAACAAGAGGAUGAGGUAUGUUCAACAUGCAACAAUUAUUCACCGAGAAGUGGGAAAAAAUGUAGUAAAGGUGUUAUUUUCAAAGAGUUAUUUUGAAAAUAUUAUUGUACAGUAAUGUGCGGUGCAAGGACACUGUGACUGGAACCCUUUACCUUCAGUGUAAACAUACCAUGUUCAACUGCAAAAUAGUUCUCCUUGUCCAGGGACUUAAAAUCCCUACCCUAAUUCUCAGUCUAACCUUCAACUGUAAAAAGAAACGCUACUUCUUCAUACCAUAACCACUGAUCAAUUUCCCCAUAACUAAUAUACCCUGCUCUUGAUUUAAAUGGUCCGAUUUCCAUAUGCUGUCCCAGACUAAACUGCUCUAAAAUCCUAUCCUUCAAGUCUGAUCGCUCUGACCACUACAGCUGUAGCUGGAUUUGUUUACACAACACAAGCGGUGCAAGGGAAAUGGAUCUGCACAGAGUGGUUGCAGGUGGCACAGGGGCAUAUGGCUUAAAAAGCCUGCCUUUUAAGAUAGCCUCACACUCUGAAUGUUCAAAUAAUGGCCUUUCAUGGUUGAAAAGGGGUAAUGAUCUUUGAUCAAAGAGGGAAAUAUUAAUUAAAUCUUAACUUUAAAGAAAUUUGAGGGCUUCAAUCAUGAUAGCAAAUAUUGUGCUUUUGAUCAUAUCUGCAUGGAAAGUGUGCAUUACAGUCAGCUCUAUCAUAGCGACCACUUCUUGUAAGCAACCAACUUCAAUAAGCAACCACUUUGAAAAUAAUCAUUUUGUUUCUUAGUCAAACACUUUUUCAAAAACUCUCGUAAGCGACCACUACUUAAAUUUCUAAUGACCACUUUUUAAACAAGAAAUUUGGCAUUGUUUUUGUUUUCUGUUGCCCUUUAAGCAACCACCCAGCAUGAUAAUAAGAGAAUCAUUGCUCAAAUGUCUCAAAAGUUCAGUGUUUGAUAGCACUGACCAAGCAUGCUGACAGAUUAUAGCAGCUUACUUUGAAAAAAGACCGGUGUAAUACAAUCUGUAGGUAAAAAAGUAGAUUGCUUACAUUUUAGCUUGUAAGAUAAUCAGUUUAGUUUGAGCUUAUUUUCUUGAUAUUUCCUAUAGACGACCGUCUCCCGUAAGCAACCACUUUGUCUUGCACCAAGGGUGGUAACUUAUAAGAUAGUUGGCUGUAUUAAUAUUAAUAAGAUAUAAAAUAGUACAGUUAGGGCAUAGUUAAUAUUAUCAGCAAUACAGUUAUAGUGUAUAUGUGUUACUCCAUUUUUUCCUGUCACACCUCCAGAAAGCAGAGGAUGAUAAUAAAGGAAAAUCAAAUGUUGUUCCAAGGAAAAAGAAGUGUGCUUUGUUGUUGUCAUAUUGUGGUGUAGGAUAUAAUGGAAUGCAAAUGUAAGUAGGACAUCUUGUUUUUCUCAUGUAUGGGUAGAACAGGUAUGGAUCUUGGCAAAACUGCUCCUUUUUUUAAUGAUGUGAGUACUAAAGGCAUGUUUUCACAGGGUUUUGUAUUGAUAUGUUGACUCAUUUUCGUUAUUUUCAAUACGAUUACUUUUCCCUGCCCCAAAAAGCAUUUUUUGGCUAAUUUGCAGGGCAAUUGUAUUUAGGUUUAAUGUGUUGUUGUUGUUUGAAAAUCCUUCUUGGCCCCUUAGAUAAUUCCACAUCCUUUUAUUUUUUCAAAAUCUUACCAUUUUCCAUAAAACAAUGAAAGUAGUCUGGCUAAAUGCCUGGGAAAAGAGGAAAUAUAUGUAGGAUGAAGUCAGUUUAAGGGACAAGAAUUAAAGCUAAGAUAUUUUUUGACUUUGUGAAACUAGUUACUUUGCAGACUGUACCCAGUAGCUCCAGUCUACUGUCUUUGGGCUAUCAAUUAUGUAAUCAUGUAGUUACUCUUUGGUGAAAACUUAGCUGGGUGGAUGUUGACAUUGAACACUGUUGUUGUUCACUUCAAGAGUCUAAAAUGUCCAUUAUAGUUGUAUGGCCCAGCCUUGUUUGUAGCUGUGUUUGUUUAUUAUCAUGGACAAUAGAAAAUUCAGCCCUAAUCUUUGCCAGGUAGUGGUUUACUCAGUAGCUGUCUGGUGACAAGACAGGCAACAAUCCUUAGCUGAUGGUGUGUUCUUUGACAGCCUUCUUAAAUUUGAGAAAAUAACUGUUACUUUAAACAUAAUUUUAUAAUGACUGUUCCUUUUAAAUGUUUUUACAACUAGUAAUCCAGGAGUCAAGACUAUUGAAGAGGAACUGGUGAAUGCAUUGUACAAAGCAGAGGCAAUAACUGAAGAUGGCAAGGCCUGUUUAGGCAAAGUCAGUGUUUUAUUCUUAAUUUUUGUUUCACCAUGUUUCCUUAUUAAAGUGGUGCCUGAAAAAUGCCUGACAUGACUUAUGGUUUACUACUAAAUUCUCCCAAGAUAUUACCUUGUAUUUACUUGUAAAGCAAAGAGAGAAUUUGGCAUUACAUCAAGAGCCAUUGUACACAGGGCUUAAUUUGAACAUUGUGACAUGAAAUUACAUGACUAUAUGCCAGAAAUCAAUAGAGAAAGGAUGUCUGUUUGUUAAAUAACUCAGUUUUAAUUCUGUAAUUAAAGCACUUGUAACAAGUACUGUGGACAACAAAAAGGACCUUUGACAAGUGCUUUUUGAUACUAUUUGUUAUAAAUUUAUUGUACUAUUUUUGUAAUGAACUACCGCUGGUAAUCACAUGUACCUGUAGAAGUGAUAAUUUUCAGGGCCGUCACUUAGGGACAGGGGCCACAGAUUUCCUUUGGCUACUACAAAUAUGACUGCAGGGUGCAAAGAAAAUCAUUUUUACAGCUUGCCAUUCAGCAAGCUGAAGCUAGCAUUUACUAGCCCAGACGUCAUUUCAGCUAGCCCCAAAAGCUUUUUGACUAGUAGAAUUAUUUGAAUUCCUCAAAAAAACAUCACUUGCCGGUUGGGGGCAGUUAAAAACAGAAUUCACUGGCCCAAUAGUAAAAUCCACUAGCCCCGGGCUAUUGGACACUACUUUCUUUGUACACUGCGACUGCCGCCUACUUUCAUAGGAAACAAAAGGAAAACAGAACCAAAAUAAUUUCCUAGUUGUUCAUUUUCCCACCAACUAAUUACAUAUACCUGGCAACUUGAAAUCUUAGUUACAACCCUGAAUAUGUUCGUUAACCCGUUAAGCCCCAGUAUCCACAUACAAAUUCUCCAAACUGAUCUCCAUACAUUUCCUUUAAGAAUGAAUUGAGAGAAUUUGAUAAAAGAUCAAGGCAUUUUUACUUGGGUGAUCAUUUUAAUAAUUGUCAUAACUUAUCUGUUGACAGUGUAUGGAUAUUGUUAGGAGGAAAUUGAUCUUGGUCACUAUUUGGGCUUAAAGGGUUAACUGGGAUGAUUAUUUUACUGUCUUUCUCUGCUUCACCCCUUAGAUGUCAUUUCAGCGAUGUGCUAGAACAGACAAAGGAGUGUCUGCUGCAAGACAAGUUGUUUCAUUGAAGAUAAGUAUUGCCAUGAUUUGUUAGUUGAAUUUUCUCAUGCUCAAGGCAGUAUGGAUUUAACUAUUUCUUGCUACCUGAGAAGAAUUGAACAGGUACUUGGAAAGUCAGUCUUUGCAAAAUGAUUUUACUUUUUCUUAUUGUCCCAAUGUGGUAAGUAAUUGAUAAUAUAUUCAUAUAUUUGUAUCAGAAACCAAGAGUAAUGUGUACACUGUAACUUGCAAGCAAGUCUUAAAAAAACUUGCACAGUGUACGUAAUAUAAUAAAUGUGAUAGAUAAUGACAUAUUUUUUGUUUAUAUCCUUCUCUUUUCAUAAAUGGUGCCAGAACAAAGCAUUGUAACAAAGAUAAAUGAACAUCUUCCUCCUGAGAUAAGAGUUAUUGGUGAGUUUAACAUGAAGUUAAAUUUCUAACAUUACUGUAGUACAUUGUAUGACAAUUUAAAUUAAACCUCUUCAGCAGCACAUUGUACUGUCACACGGUGCUAUUUAUUAACCCAUUUGCUCCCGAGAAUUUUGCAGAAAAAUGCUAAAGCUUACCACAAAGCCCUUUACAAGUUGUGUACUUUGCAACCUUCUGAUCCACAUGCAAAAUAAUAGCUUGCGAAGUUCACAGAUGUGCAGAAAACAAAAUUUCAAGGUAGUUUUUGGGUUUAAAAGUGGCACAGCAGUCUUGACUUUUCCUUUUUGUUUCCUCCUCCUCUCUUCUUUCUCUGGGCAUUUAGUAGGCUUCAUUUUGGAGGACAAAAUUGUUUAUUGUGACGCUUCAAAUGAAAUCCUUCAGAAGGAUGUGCUUUUAUCUUAUAAACAGUUUUUUACAGAUGUACUCCUCAGUGACUACAGUGUGAACCCGAUUUUUUCAAUUGCUUACAUGGUUGCCUAAUAAUUAUGAGAGCACUUCUUUCAUUGAAUUUGCAGAACAUCUCUACCUAUUUUUUUUUCAGCUAUGAAAAGGACAACUAGAGGUUUUGAUGCCAAAGGAAACUGUUCAGCCAGGACAUAUGAAUAUCUUACUCCAACUUAUGCCUUUGCUAAAGACUAUGUAAGUCAUCCUCAAAGUUCUACUUUUUACUAGCAAGUUAAGAUAAAAAAAUAACUGAAUAUCACAUAUUUUACAUAAAAAAGUUAUAUUUUCAUGCCCUGGUUAACUAUGUUAAUUCUGAAUUGAUCAAGGUUAAAACACAACUUCGAAAAAAACCAAUCCAUCUAAAUGGUUCUUUUCUUCACUAACUUUCCUAACAAUCAAUUUAAACUGAAAUGGCUGCCUUACUUUCUUCUUUGACAACUUGGAAGAUACACUGAGUGAAACAGUUGAAGACAAUCAUUGCAACUGAGAAAGUUGCCACUAUGCUCAUUUUUCUCCUCUUCAUGUCAGUGUCCACUCCCACUCCGUCAGAGACAUGAUUUUACAUUAUGAGAAGGAUGAAAACCUAUGUGCAAUCUACAUUGCCAGGAAGACAGACACUGUGGCACACAUGUCCCCUGGGUGCCCGUAUUUACCGGGUUGCACUGUAUGUUGUUGCUACACUGUAAUAAUUUUAAGUGUGCUUGUCUUUUCUCUGGUGUGGCUAGAUUAACUUAUUCCACUGCUUUUUAUUUUCUGUUCUCGGCAGCAAACAACCUCAAACUACAGAGUUUCAGGUAAGAAUGAGAUUUCACUUAACCAUUUUCUGCUGAAUUCUGGCUUCUACAAGUGUGUAAUCAAUUUCAUAUGUUUAAUUAUCUAGUUCCUUGUGACUUGUAUAUAAAUGUUAUUUCUUUGCCAUCAAUUUUUAGAAGACAAGAUUGAGGAAGUCAAUCAAGUCCUUUCAAAAUUCCUUGGAACACACAAUUAUCAUAACUUUACGUCAGGCAAGUGAGUGAAUUACGUUUUUAAAAUGUACUGGUUACUAUAAUUUAUUCAUACUGUAUAAUUGACCCCAUAACCAAGGAGGGAAAUGGAUUCUGUUUGUGACAUUGAGAGCCUUACUGUCCUUUUUGGCCACGGGGUGUUAAUCUGUGAGCAGGCUCACAUGUAGUGAAUGAACAGCCUAGCCAUGAGACAUAAGCAUGAGCAGCAAAGCCACAGGAGAGAUGAGCCAGUGUGGCAGCCAUAGAGGAAAUUAGUGCAAAACUCCAACGCAAAUUCCUGGCAGGCCAGGAAUUAACACUACUCUCUGUACUCUACUCCCUGAGCUACAAUAGUUAUUUCUGCUGUUAAGAGUAGCCAAGUUCCAAAUUUAUGUCCAGCGCAUGGUUUAGACAUCAAGGGUUUUCAUUUAGAAUAGCAUCAACUUUUACUAGCUAACUGGUCUGUGUGGUGAAGAAGAGAUUAAAUCAUGGACCAGAUGUGCAGUGAAAGAGCCUUAUAGAAUGCAAUCUUACAUUCUCUGCAAUGGUAGCUACCUAGUGGCACUUAAAUAGAAUCUGCUUUUCUUCUCUUUUGAUUUUUUUACUUUUUUCUCAGGCGGUUUGAUGAUGCCAGUGCAAAACGAUAUAUUAUGAAGUUCAAGGUACCAGAGAAAUCCUUGCAUAUUUUUUUAUCUGUUGUUGUUAUCAUCAUCGUUAUCAUCAUCAUCAUCAUCUUCUGGCUGCUGAGUGGGUAACCACAGUUUUACUCCAUUUUUUCCGGUCUGAAAUUUCCCAUUUUUUUAAUUUCUAUUUUUUUUUUGUUAUCUCCUCGUAGACAUUGCGUGUACUAUUGAUAGAAAAUUUUAGCCUUGCCUUUUUCCAUGUUAAUUAAGGCAUUUACAAAGUGAAAACUUAGUUAUUUGUCCUUUGGUAGGUGCAGUAUGUACAUUGUGGUUCAAUUUUUUCCUUUGUUCAAAUUCAUUUUCCUUUUUUUUAAACUCAUUAUCAUACAUUACCAUACCCAAAAACAAAGGAAAAUAAAAUUUGAACCAAGGAUAAAAUUGAACCACAACAUAUAUAUUGUUAAUGCAAUCAAAAGAUGCAUGCGAUGAUUGUUACAUUUGUCGUCAGAUUGUUGUUGUUUUUUUGGGCCCAUGUUUCCAAUAUUAAUCAGAACUCUUUUUUUCUAUAGUGUGGAAAGCCAUUUGAGAAAGAUGGCAGAGAGUACAUUACCUUAUCAGUUAAAGGCCAGAGUUUUAUGCUUCACCAGAUCAGAAAAAUGAUAGGUAGGAACUGUUAUGAGGCACUGGUCUAGUAGAAUUCAUAACCCGCGCCCAUGCGUUCUUCUCGUGUGGCAAAUGGUGGGUAAAGGAGGAUACAGGUCAUAACUUUAAUGUUAAGAACACUUCUUGAAAAAGCGGAGGAAUUUGUUUAAAAGUCAUCACAUGGUAGUGAUAUGUGGGUAAAAACGGGAAUACAAGAGUAUGGGCAAAUUUAGAAAUGAAUCGUUCGUCUUGAAAAUUAAAAUAAGACGCGAAGGAAUGGAUUAAUUUCUACAGAGUUUAUACCGGGUAACCGCUUCAUUUAUCAACACUGUUAUACAACUCAGAUAUCACUUUGUUGAUAUUACUGUUGCUUUUCUUACUUUCUCUAGGUCUUGCAUUAGCAAUUGUCCGUGGAGUUGCGCCUCUGAGUACAAUAGAGCUGGCUAGGAAAGAGAAGAAAGUAUGUUUAACGCUUUGUUGACUCUUCACGGUUAUACAAAUUUCAUGUCGUUUUACUCAGGAUCUUAAACGAGUUGCCCAAAACCCAAAGACUCUUGUUUGAAAGCAUUUCUCGUACGUUUGAAGCAAUGCAAUAAAGCCCUUGUUUUGGAGUUUGAAGUUUUAAAGUGCUUUAUUCUGAAACCACUGUGCCAUACUCCUAGUCUUGUUAAUUGUUUUCAGUGCUUCCAGAAACAUGUAUUUUUUUGCAUCUGCUGAGCCAAGUUUUUCUGUUUUCUCGUAGGUGGAUAUCCCGAAAGCCCCAGCAGUUGGCCUCGUUCUUGAUAAGGUAUAGGGAAGUAAUUUUGAAGUGCGUUUGUUUGAAUGGUCAUACCUGAAACCAAGACUCACUUUGUACAACAUAAAAAAAACAGCACCAAAGCGAAGUUCUGCUUGGUUUCUCUGCUUUAGUUCAAUACACAGUGCACAUUUUUAAAUUCAUCUGUGUGAUAAUCCCAGCUCAAUUUACUGUUCCCACGAACGACUUGAUAAACAACGUUAACGUUACAGCCCAACGAUUGAUGAUCACAGCUUUAGUGGCGAUCGUUAGCACAAAACGACUUUGCAGUAAGAAGACUUUCACUCCUCAGUGUUUCGUAUUCUAGUAGCCUGUGUAGAGCCAGCCAGAAAAGACCCCUUUCCCGAGCUUUUUCUAAGGAGAAGGGGCGGCUGUACAUAGGCUGAGUAGUAUUCUAGCUUGUUUGAGGCGAUCAGAUAUUUUGGACGGCACGAAGAAGUGACGAUAACAGGUGGAACACCCCAACGCCCCCCCCCCCCCUCUUCUCCUUUUCUGUUUCGCUCUGCUUUUCAUUUCUUGCCGUUGCCUCCUCUUUAACACUUGGAACGGGUUUUACCUUUUUUAAACCUGAAGACGGAUCCACUCUACGGUAUAUAAGAACUGCGGAAAAUAGUGUAUGGCAAUCGUAGCAUAAGGCAAACGUAAAGCAAGGGGCACACAUACACCAGCUCACGGCCUGGCUAGUACCUCGCGCAUGUGCACAGCCAUAUCACCUGGGCAGUGGCAGCCAUGGACAGCUGUUUCGCUCUUACUGAGACUCAUCAUCAUGGUGUAGCCAUCGCGUCAAUGAUCGGGGAAAAUCCCCGUGUAUCAGACCCUUUAUUGCCGGAGCAAGUGCAAGCACUCCUUUAAGCGAUAGCUCCACACAACACAUGUUGGAGCUAUUGGCUGGGAACCGCACGGCAGUUCUCCCACGGCUUGCGCGGGGAAGGCGGAUCAGGAGUUACCCUGAUCUGUGUGCCAGUAAAUUCAAUAAGACAAACUUAAGGCAAGGAGCCCACAUGCACCAACCCACCCCUCGGCCUGGCCAGUACCUCACUCUUAGCAUAGUAUUUCUUCACAGAAUAAGAAAUUACAACGACAUUGCAAUUAAGGUCAGGGUUCGAUUCCCGUUCACGCUUCAAUUUUUUUCAGGUUCUUUUCAACCGCUUAGGUUGUUCAUUCUACUGCGAAGAUCCUGUUCACUUGCAUGUUUUGUGUUUUGUUAAUAUUUUUCCCAGGUUCACUUUGACGCCUACAAUCGGCGCUAUGGGGAUGAUGGGAUACAUGAGAGCUUAGAGUGGGAUGAGAACGAGGUAGCUGUCGCCACGUCAAAUUUUUUGUGAUUUUGUGUCGGCCCAUUUUAAGAUCAAGCUUGCUUCUAAUGUACGUUAGAAUUUUGAUCACUGUACUGCCUAUACAUGUGAGAAAUUCUAACAGGACAAUAAAAGAAAUUUAGCAAAAUUGGUCUAGAAUACAGCCAUCAACACCGGCCUCGGAGACCCAGGGGCAGUCAGUCGGGUUGGGAGAAAAGGUGCGACGAAAGCUUUCAAGUGGAUGCUUGAAAACGUUCGUCGCGCCUUUUCUCUCGACCUGUCUGACUGCCCCUGGAUCUCCGAGGAUGAGCCAUCAUACAACUCGCUGGACGGCAGGAGUAUUUUCAAGAACGCCAAAUGGUUGCUGAACAACGAAUGACUCUGGAGUUUAGUGACUGGGGUUAGCAAACUGAGUGAAUCAAGUUUCAGGUCAGUUUGCCCAGUAUUUUGACUCUAGAUGGAACCUGAUGCACUCGGUUUCCCUAACCCCAAUCACUAAAGUUCAAAGUCAUUUGGCGUUCUACAAAAUAAUCCUGUCGGUCGCAGGAAGCUUACAAAAUAAAAGCAUUAGUUUGAAUCAGUUAUGACACUUUUCCAAAUGUAACUAACAUUCUGCAGCAAUUUAAGAUUGUAAACAUUUCACCCUAAGUCAUGUCGAAAAUGGCAUUAAAAGUCGUACAGUCUAUAAACAACUGCAUAUUUGCAAUUUGUUUUCAGGAGAAAGUACAGAAGUUUAAAGACGACUUUAUCUACAAGCACAUAAUUGAUACUGAGAUGCGACAGGCUGUGUAUCCUUAAUAACUUGCCCCAAACUAAGCUGUUACAGUUCUGUAUGUUGUUGUGGUUUGCAUUUUUCGAAUAACUAGUCCUUUCGUUUAAGCGACUACCGUAAAGGAUCUUCUAACAGACCUCCGAAGCGUUUAUUUAAUUUUGAGGGUCCAAAAGGAGGCGUUUAAUAGAUAAAAGGCGUUAAAAGGAGCCAUGUCACGCUAUUUGUUACCUUUUUUAAAAUGUUUCUUGUUACUUAAGACUGUAUUUGGGCAUUCAAUGUGUUUCCUGUCGUCUGUUGCAAAUGAUGGCAAGGAUGGAAAAGGAUUGAAACUUGAAAACAAUGGGCCAACUUUUUCAAGUUUAAAUGCUAUGCCCGCAAAAAACACCGAAAAGUUAUUAUUAAUAAUCCUCUCUUAUGUCUUCAUAACUCUACAAGAGCAUUUUUCUUAUGGGUGUUAUGGUACUAAGUAAUAGAGAGCUUUAGAUUCUGAGACGAGGACGACUGCAGCGUUAUUUUGGCGGGAAUCUGUGGUAGCCGUCUUCAAUCUACUACCAGUUUUAGCGAGCAUGUCGUUGUGGCGGGAACAAGUUAUCAAAUGUGAGAAGUUUUAUCAUUUUGCUAUCGGGAGAGGGCUUAAGCUCCUUCAGUAUAAAUAACCGUACUAACUGUUUUGGAGAAAUAAAGUAAAAUGAAGCUUUUCCGGGGUGUCUUUUUUUAACACGCGCAAAACCUUUAAGUUAAAUCUCGUACUCGUACUCGUUCUCGUCCUCAAAUCUAAAACUCUCUAAUGAUGCUUCAGCACAGAAUUGACCCGAACAGCAAUACCUUGGUGACAUAGGUUGACUUCACCAUAGUCGUUGCUGAAGCUCCCUAUUGUACGUCACAUUUGGCCUUAACUUAGUUAAGAGUGUUGAAAUGGCUGAGGACACUACCGGAUCAUUCUUACACCGACGAGAGAAUGGAAGAAAUUCAAUCUAAACCUGACGACAACAGCAGUAAACUAAAUACAAAAACGGACGCAAACACUACAGCAGACCCUGCCGACAAAUCCUGCUCUCCAAUAGGGAGUAGUGAUACAAAACUAGUCACCAAGGGAGGAGAGGCUGACAAGAACGAGGAAGUUGGAAUAUCAGAAGAUCUCAGCGAAGUUAUCAAACAGGAAAAAUAAGAAAAUAAGUGAAAAUAAGAAAAAUGGAAAUACAGUGCAUCGCUGCAUUCCCGUGGACUUUCCACGAAAAGCGUCGAGCGCUUAAUAUGUGUAUGAAAACAAACGGCCGUUUCGGCAGGAGUUCAAGUGGACAGUCGUUUCUAACAGACAUUGUUUUAAAAAAGAAAGAAAUAUGUUGAGAAUUACAGUAAAAAUCCGCAUAUAAGAAACAGUCGAGGUC